Molecule: messenger RNA, 3624 nt
Organism: Paramecium tetraurelia
Lineage: Eukaryota; Ciliophora; Oligohymenophorea; Peniculida; Parameciidae
Exons: 3
Source: RefSeq, a predicted model, not a curated record
AUGUAAUUUUAUAAUAAGCUAAAACAUAAAUUUUAGCAGUCAAAGUAAGAACCAUCCCAAACACCUCCAACAAAUGAAUUGGGUCUUAGUCAGCAUAAACCACCUUUGGUCGAUUCAAGAUAAUAAUGGAAUACGAAUGUUUACUUGGUUCCAAAAUGGGAAAAGAAAGAUAUUAAAAGAGUUGAUUCAUCACUCCACGCACCAUUUCCAAUACGAAAUUAUAUCAAUUAUGUUUAGUAGCAUAGUGGAGGAUUCUAAGAAGAAUUGAAUUUGGAUUUCUUUAAGCAUAUUUUUAGACAUUUUGCGAUUAAUUAGUGGUGGAUAGAGGAGGCACGGAAAUUCAAAUAAAGUGUUCCUAUUAAUAUUCUAUAGAGCCCUGAGGAAGUUAGAUAAAAUCCUGAAUAUUGUAAAUUGAUGAUGUAAAAGUAGAAGGAUGAUCUAAAGUUUUAUCAAGAAAUUUUAAGAAAUGUGAAAUCUCCGAACCCACCUUUUCCAUCUAGAUAAAUUCCUGAAUACAGGAAAUCUAUAACAUAUUAAGUGUUGGAUUUGCAUGCUGGAUAAGAACAUAAAGAUAAAUCGUUGUUUCAGUUAUAGGAUGUUUUUGUUAACAGAAUAAUAUAGUUGAUUUCUGAAUAAGGAGUUUAAAGUUUAGGGUACUAUGACUACGUUACAUUUAAGAAUAUAGUUCAGGAUAGAAUCAAAGGAGCAGGAGAUGCUGAGAACUUUGUAAAGAUUUUGGAAAUCAAAAGGUUAUUCAAUUCUGUAGAUCAGAUCUAAAAGGAAUUCGAUAAAACUGUAAAUGAAUGGCAAAGAGAAUACACACUGACAUCUAAUAAUACAAAAAGCAAAUUUAGAAGAUGGCAACAAGAGAAGACGUUAUUUUCUGAUGAAUUACUAUAAUUAGCAAGCAAUGUUGGAUUAGAUGCAAAUCUGGUGAAAGCAAGGAAGAAUUUUGAUUUGAACAAGACUGAAUAGCAAUAUAAAGAGCUUGUUAAGGUGGGAGAUUAGAUCUAAUUGAGCACCCAUAAAACAAUAAUGGAUACUCUGUCUAAGAUCGCCUAAGAUGAAUAUAAUAAUAUUUCUGUAAACAACUCAGUUUUACAAGAAGAUGCUCUUUAACUUGCCAGAGUAUAAUAUGAAGAAUAGAAAAAUAUUAUAAAGUUGGAACAUUCAUCUGAAGGUUCAAUUCCUUAAUACUCUGAAGUUCCCAAUAGUAGGGAAUGCAGUGAUAUAUUUUAGAAUGUUUUAGAACAAAAGUAGUUGAAUGAAUCUAACAAAUUAUUCUAAUAACCAAUUGUGGAAUAAAGAUUAAACAACAAUGUCUCGGCUGAAAUGCAGAAACCAUUUUUGUAGUAUGCCAAACAAUAAAGUUAUAAGUUAUAACAAAAACCGGCAAAUAGUAGUUCACCAUAGAGAAGAAUGCUUGUAGUAUCAGAGAAUAAUAGUAGGUCUAAUAACAAUAGCAAUAACUAAAACAAUACUCAUAGAGUUCAAUCUUAAGGAUAAGAGAAAAUGUUAUAAUCUUAAUGGUCUCAGCAGUCCUUGAAGUCUCUCGAAGAUAUCAUUAAACCUCCUUAUGAGGAUGAUAUUAAUAAACAUCCUGUCAAAACAUCUAAGGAAUAACCCUAAAAAAAUAGUAUGCAAUUUUAUUAGAAACUUGAUUAUAAAGAUUCCAAAUAAUUUGAAAAUGCCUAUAAGGAUGCAAAUGCAAACAAGAAUCUAACUUAGAAUACUAUCAGUCAUCAUUAAUAUAAUAUUUAAUAAGGAUAGAGUAAUAGCCACAACAAUAUGAGCAUUAGUUUAAACAAUAAGAAUACUAGCAACAGCAUUAAUGAUGACAUCAAGCUCUUGAGUGACUUCGUACAAUAAAAUAGGGUUUCAUAAUAGAAACUGAAGGACAAACUAUUUAGUUAAGAGAAGGAAAAGGAUGAACUCAGAUAACUCUAAGAGGAACUUGAAAAUAUAUCAAGGGAUGAUAAUGUUAGCAACUUCAGAAAGAAUACUUUAGAAUCCCAGGACAAAGAGAAGAGUUUAGACAUUUAAAGUUAGAGUAGAACUAUUUCAUCAAAGGAAGAUAAAAAAUAUAAGGAGUCUAUUGAGAACUAAGUCAAAUUAGAUUAUGGUUACAAUGUUCCAUCUUCAAUGCCAGGAUCAUUAUCCAAUAAUACCACUGCCAGAACUUCUAGAAACACAAGCAAUUAUAAUUCUAUUUAAAAUAAAAGAUCAAAAGUAGAUAGUAUCGAGGAGGCAUCAGAAGAGUAAGCAAUUAACUAACAACAAGAAUAGGCAAUUAAAUAACAAUAAGUGUAGGGGGAAAAUGAAAAUGUCAGAAGAGUUUCACCAAAUAAAUUAACAAGACAAACGUCAAUUAAAAGUAAUUUAAGAGCUAACGAACAACGUGUUGAUAACAAAUAAUAAUCAAGAGAUAGUAAACACUCAAGAUAGGAUAAAUCAUAAGGUAGAGAUACUCAUAUUCAAAUUAAUUAACUCAAUUACAUGCAAGAUUCGAAACAAGAUGACAUUAAUAAUUAUUAAAUUUCUUAACAAUCAAGUGACCUAUCUCCCUAAAAGUCUAAAAAAAGUGCAAAAAGUCCAGAGAAGGCUAAGAGAUUUCAAAAAUCAGUUACUAAAAUCAUAGACUCUAAUAAAUAAAAUAAAAAGGAAUAAUAAAAAUUAGAGAUUGUUAAUAAACCAUUUGAGAGUCAAUAGCAAGCCUAAUAAGAUAUCAGAAAAAGCAGACAUAAAACAGGAAACAGGGAAGCGGUUGAUGAAUCUUCAUAAGAAGAGCAGGACAAAGAAGAUGAUGAAGAGAAAAGAAACAAUAAUAAGUUUAAAAGAUAGAAAUCAAUAAGGAAAGGAUAAUUUCAUUCAGUUUCAAUGCCAAAAAUUGGAAAAGAUGAGGAUCCUAAAAAAUAUUUAUUGAUUUUAAAGGAAGAACUCAAAGAGUUAAUAGAGAAGAAAGUGAGUUUAAGGGAAAUAAAGGAGCAUAUUAAUUUAAUUCUUAGUGAAAUUGCAGGAGUGAAACUUGAUCCAGAGUUGGAAUACUAUUUAUAAUUAUAUAAAUAAAGGGUAAUGGAGUUGACUUAGGUAAAUCAACAUUCCAGGGAAAUUCAUUUUUAGACUCUUCAACCAUCAGCCGAAUUGAAUAUCAGGCGAGAAAUAAAGGGAUUGAAAUUUGCUAGAAAUUGUGAUCGAAUUCCAAAAUUGUAACCGAAAGAUUUAGAAGACACUUUUGUAUUAUAAUAAUAAUCUUAAAAAGAAUAAGAUCUCGCUGAUUAGGAAAGCAAAGUCCAGUCGUAUCAACCAAUUUUCCGGUAUGAGCAAAGACCCUAAGCAAUUUAAUCGGACAUCAUAUAGGUUUCUUUGGAUGUUUCAAGAAGACAAACACCAAACACACAUCGUCAGGAGAGAGCGGGGUCGUUGCUGGAGGUGGAUUUGCCGAUUCUCACUCAGAGGAAGGGGAAUAUGGUGGAGAAUAAAAGGAAGAAAAAGACCAGAUAUGCUGGGUAGACUUCGAUAAAGAGAGACAAGUUGAGUGAGGAUUAUCCUUUUCUAUAUAAGUACAAGCCAGAGUUGUUGAAGUGCAUAUUGGAAGCUCGUAUUAGCCUUGAGAAAUUGGUUUGA